This is a messenger RNA of Chenopodium quinoa (quinoa), 1407 nucleotides long. Its product is annotated as ACT domain-containing protein ACR4-like. Lineage: Eukaryota; Viridiplantae; Streptophyta; Magnoliopsida; Caryophyllales; Amaranthaceae. The transcript is spliced from 7 exons. The coding region runs from base 72 to 854 and encodes 260 amino acids. The record is from RefSeq and is a predicted model, not a curated record.
UUUUCUUGCACAAAAACGAUUUGAAGUUGGUUUUCUUGAAUUCCCAUUUCUGGUUAUAAACUUUGCACAAAAUGGUAACAUCUCAAGAUCAGAACAAAUGGGUAAUAAUUGACAAUGAUAAGUCUGACAGUGCCACUAUAAUACAGGUUAGCAGUGCAAGGAGGCAUGAGAUUCUUUUCGAAACAAUCCAAACUAUCACCAAUUUUAGUCUCAUAUUGACUAAAGCUUAUGUUUCAGGCGAGGAUGGAUGGUUCAUGGAUGUAUUUCAUGUCACGGAUGAGUAUGGGCAGAAAAUUCAAGAUGAAGGACUUAUUGAUCAAUUAUGCCAGGCUCUUGCAGCUAAAAGAUGUUUGUUCAAUUCCGCAAAUGAGACAGUUGAAGUGUUGCCAGAUCAAGAGUAUACUAUGAUUCUGUUGAGUGGCAUUGACAGGCCAGGGUUACUGUAUGAGUUGUCUGAGUAUUUAGCACACCAUGGAGUUCGUAUUGUUAAUGCUGACUUGUGGACUCAUAAGCAUCAUGCUUCAGCAAUGGUCAAUGUUGUAGAUGAAUCUACAGGAUCUAAAAUCAGUGACAGUCAAAAGUUAUCCGGGAUCAAGAAAGAUUUGGGUCAUAUUAUUAAACCAUCAGUCAAGUUCAGGUCUCCGGAGGACUGGAAUGUUGAAGACAGGAGUUCAAGGACACGUGACACUGCAUCAAACUGCAGUUACAGAGACUAUACACGCAUAGAUAUACGGUCUGACAACAGAGUAAAUUUCUUGCUUGAUACAAUAAGUACUCUCAUGGUUAUGCAACAUGUAGUGUUUCAUGGAUCUGUAUCAGUAGGAAAGAUAAAACUUUUAGGAAUACUACAUUAGGCACGUCGAUGGGUGCUCAAUCAGCAGAACUGAGGAACGUGAUGAACUGUAGGAAUCUCUUGAGCAAACCAUUAACAGCCCAGACUCAGAGGGGGUAGAGGUAGAAUUUUGCUUCGACGGCCAGCUGAUACAAUUGUCUAAAAUUAUGACUGUACUUAGAGAUAUAGGCUGUCGGAUUAAGAGAGCACAAAUUUCUACUGUUGAUGCGGAAGUAAAACAUAUAUAUUGGGUCACUGAUAAUAGUGGUAGAGCUGUUGAUCAGCGGACCGUUGAUUUGAUACGGGAGCAGAUAGGAGAAAGCAUGCUACGGUGCUAACGGUGAAAAAAAAGCCGGUCAAGUCCCCCAUGGGACUCCAACAGAAAGCUAAAGGCUUCUUGUUUGGUAAACCCAAUGAGGCGUCAAGGUGCAGUAAUUAACAGCAAAGUAUUUUGCAUGAUAAGACUGAUACUGUAUUUUCAUACCAUGUGAUCAUUAAAUUUAGGGGUGACAAUUUUGUUAGAAACUCAUUGUGAAUUUUUAAACAAUAAUCGCUACAGUUUUUGGUCUUGGUUA